This is a messenger RNA of Salvia splendens (bonfire salvia), 1497 nucleotides long. Its product is annotated as F-box protein CPR1-like. The record is from RefSeq and is a predicted model, not a curated record. Lineage: Eukaryota; Viridiplantae; Streptophyta; Magnoliopsida; Lamiales; Lamiaceae. Bases 112 to 1272 code for a protein of 386 amino acids. The transcript has 2 exons. Gene Ontology annotation, molecular function: protein binding.
CAAGACCAUCACCGCCGGCUGAGCGGCACCGCAUAUCCCUCCCUACCAGGUGAAUAUAUCAUUACAACUCCCAAUUUUCUGAAGACAGAGCAAAAUUGCUGAAAAAUCGAAAUGGGGGAAGACUUGAUUAGAAAUCUACCAUCAGAAGUCAUAUUAGAUAUCCUCUCAAGACUCGAUGCUUGGACCGCUACGAGGGGCAAGUGUGUUUGUAAGCUAUGGCUCGAUUGGCUCACUACUCCCGAAUUUGUCAAGUCCCAUCUUUCUAAAUCAGUCCCUGGCCUCCUUGUGGAGCUUGGACAAUGGACGACCUUUAAAUACAAAAUGGUGGAGUUUGUAGAUGAGCCCGAUCUCAAUUGUUAUCGGAAUCGAUUGAAUACAGUCUUCAAAUUGGACCUCCCUUUUUGCAACCCAAAUCAUCUUCAUAGUUCAAUUAAUGGUUUGAUGCUUCUGAUAGACUUGCGCAAACAUGGCCUUCUCACCCUUUGCAAUCCAAUCACUCGUGAGUAUAUCAAGUUUCGUCGUCCCCAACCACCUCCCCCUGGAAUUCCGUGGGAGAUUUUUGGAUUUGGAUUGAGCAGAAUGAGUGGCCAAUAUAAAGUGGUUAGGAUUUCUGCUGGAAACCCUCGACAAGAACCUUCCAUUUCAAGAUCCGGUGAACUUGAGUGCCAAGUAUACACUGUUGGAUCUGGAUCGUGGAGAAGACUUGCCAAUUGUAUCUGGUCCACACGUUUUCCAUACAAUUUGACAAUGACAUUUUUAUGCGGAAAUCUUCAUUGGUGGACACGUAACGAUGUUUUAGCCCCGAGGCAAAUUUCUCGUCUUGAUCUUGAAACAGAAUUUGUUAGCACCUUUUCUGAUCCUCCUUGUAAUGAUCGUCUCCAAACAUGGUACAAAAGGUACCUAUGUAUUUCAAGUGAUUGCCUAUGUGUAUGCGACGAUGUGGGAAUGGAGAUUGAUGUGUGGGUUAUGAAGGUGUACGGAGAUGAAGCAUCUUGGACAAAAGAGGUCACCAUCUGCAAAGUUGAUAUCGUCGACGUCUAUCAUAUAACAGAAGUUUACCCCAUCAUCGAAGUUUUCAGAAAUGGGGACAUUCUCAUGUUAUGGAAAGUGACCAAGCCAUUAUAUUAUUAUUAUUACUCCGUCUCUACCAAAACUAUCAAAAAAGUUGACUGGUUUGAUUUGGAGCGCCACGUGCUCUACCGGAUAGCGCAUUACACCCCGAGCUUUCUUUCUCUCAGAAGUUUUGCUACUGAGAAUGUAACUUUAUUCUGAUGUGCGACCACAGAUUUCUUAUGAUGAUAUGUGCAUGGCUGGGAGAAGAAGGAUUCUGUUGUCCUAAAGGACUACAUGUGUGGCUAGUGUUGAUUUGAUUUUCAUUCUAGUUAGUUAGUUAGUUAGUUAGUUAGUACUACUACUAAGGAUAGGGUGUGACUGUGAGAGACAUGAAAUUAAUUAUUUCUUAGGCUUCUUGUUGAAGGUAUCAAUAUUGGUUUAACA